UUGCCUACUUGCUAGUUGUAUGACGUUUGACGUGACGGAUGUGUAAUACAAUAGAUUGCGCAUAAAAGUAAAUUAUAAAUAUUUCCAUGUUUUACCCUUAAUAACCAAGAAAGUAUGGCUAAAACAAAAGUAACCGGCGCCACUAGCAGGCUAAAGCAAGACUACUUGCGGCUUAAAAACGACCCAGUGCCUUACGUUACUGCGGAGCCUGUGCCGUCAAAUAUUCUGGAGUGGCAUUAUGUGGUACGGGGACCCGAGAAAAGUCCAUACGAAGGUGGUUACUACCAUGGGAAAAUCAUAUUUCCCCGGGAGUUUCCGUUUAAACCGCCGUCGAUCUACAUGAUCACGCCCAACGGCCGCUUCCGAACCAACACACGUCUGUGCCUCAGCAUCACGGAUUUCCACCCCGACACUUGGAACCCGGCGUGGUCUAUCUCGACCAUCCUAACGGGCUUGCUAAGUUUCAUGCUAGAAAAAACACCUACCUGGGGUUCCAUAGAAACAUCAGAUUAUCAGAAACGGUGCAUGGCAGCUGAAUCUCUGGAAAUUAAUAUAAAAAAUAAGAUGUUCUGUGAACUAUUCCCCGAAUUUGUGGAGGAAAUUGAACAACAGUUGAAGGAGAGACAGGAAGCUAUGUUGCAAGCAGAGGAGGUUCCAGGUAGUGAAAGUGAAGUGAUGACAGAGCAACAGUCCAACAUGUACUAUAUUAUGACUAAUUUGUUUGUUCUUGUGGGUUUCAUCUUCCUCGCAUAUAUGGUGAAAUACGUCCUAGUCUCUAUAUCCAAUGACUAGACAAUUAAAUAUUGCUAAAUUUUAAUGUAAAUAUUGUAAUUUAUUUUGUAUAUAGGUACUUAUUCCACUGAAAGUGUACAAUGAAUUUCUUUGCAUCUGCACAUUCAUAUUCUGUUCAGUGCUCCAUGUAUUCUAUCUCACUGUUGUAAUCAAUUUGGCUGUUAGCUGUUGCUAAUCUAAUAGUGUGUAUUACUUUUGUUCCUUGUCUUUUUCGUUCAGCAACUACCUAUUCUUAACUUUCUAAUUUACUGUUAGACCUCUAAGCUAGCAUAAUAUAUGUUACGUAUUUAUUAAUUGCUUUCAUAGUAUUCUAGAUAGAUGCAACCAUGAACACAGUUGCACAAACAUGAAUUAAAUUUUAAUGCAUCCUUGCAUUGCAUAUGGUUUGAUGAUUUCAUGGUCUUAAUUAUUUGUGCAAGUGUGUAACUAUGAUUAUCUAUAAGAUAAUUUCAUUAGUAUCGAAAUUGCAUUUACUAUUCUAUCAGAUCUUUUACAAAGUAUUUUCUGUAGAGGUUUGCAGUACCUUCACUGCCAGCAGCCUCUUGUGUUUGAAGCUGGUUUAGACAAUGCCAUUUUCAUGCGCAACCUGUAUUGUAUUUAUUACCGCCACAAAUGUUUACUUGGGAUAGUUGGUAUCUAAUACCAUGCCAGUGUCAGCAUGGAAGAGUGACUGAUAUUGUAAAAAUUAGCUAAAUACAUUGUGGGUUGAAGGCCAGUGAAAUCUUGCAGACGAAAGUGUGGAAAUGAUUUAAGUACAGUCGGCAUCAGAUAUAUCGCCUAGGUGCUCAAAAUAUCUGAACAUGCACUCUAGUGCGUCGACAAUAGAGGCGUGUUUCGAUAUUUGCGAACACCUUGGCUGCUCGGAUAUAUCUGAUGACGACUGUACCGGUGAUGAAAGCACAUUGUGUGCACUGCACUGUUUUGCAUAUAAUUUGGCAAAUGCAAUUUGCAAUCCAUACUUUUGCCCAGGAAACAAGACUUAUUUGUGAUAAGUUCCCGAUUGGCCGGAUUCCUAUUUUGUCGGAAUCUCGUUUAGUCCGAUUGUGACAUACCUACUUAAGUAAAUCUGGUGAAUCAGGAACUAAUCUUAUUUAUUUGAUCAUGAUGAAUGGAGAAACGGUUAUGUGUUGGGUAAUUAGCUUGUUAAAUAACAAUUUAACUAGUAACAAUGAAUCAAUACAACAAAUGUAUAAUUUUCAGCUGAAAAUUUGUAGAUAAUAUUGUUUAAUAAAGCAUUGAGUAAAAUGUUGAUAUUUUUCUAUUUUAA
This is a messenger RNA of Cydia strobilella, 2059 nucleotides long. RefSeq names its product ubiquitin-conjugating enzyme E2 J2-like. The transcript has a single exon. The record is from RefSeq and is a predicted model, not a curated record. Lineage: Eukaryota; Metazoa; Arthropoda; Insecta; Lepidoptera; Tortricidae. Bases 115 to 792 code for a protein of 225 amino acids.